This is a messenger RNA of Penicillium odoratum, 1056 nucleotides long. Its product is annotated as zinc-binding alcohol dehydrogenase family protein. Gene Ontology annotation, molecular function: oxidoreductase activity, acting on NAD(P)H. The transcript is spliced from 3 exons. Lineage: Eukaryota; Fungi; Ascomycota; Eurotiomycetes; Eurotiales; Aspergillaceae. The record is from RefSeq and is a predicted model, not a curated record. The coding region runs from base 1 to 1056 and encodes 351 amino acids.
AUGACAGCAACCCAAAAUCAGGCGAUCAAUCGCCCUUCCAAUCAGGCUGCCUGGAUACUCACCCCCAAAGCCAAACCGUUCAUCGUUCAGGAGGCACCUUAUCCUCUUCCCAGCCCGAAUGAAGUCGUGGUGAAGAACUAUGCGGUUGCAAUUAACCCGUGCGACUACAUGCUUCAAGAUACUGCCUUCUUGGACUAUAUCACAUACCCCAACAUCUUUGGCGUCGAUGUGGCAGGUGAAGUGGUGGAAGUUGGGUCGGAUGUCACAGAUCUGACAGUUGGCCAGCGAGUGAUUGGACAUGCAUUUGGCAUGGAUAGUUCUCAGACUCGCCAUGCCGGAUUUCAGCAUUACACCGCUCUACUGUCGAGCUUGACGUGCCCAUUGCCUGCCGAUAUCUCGUUCGCCCAAGGUAGCGUUCUCCCAUGUGCGCUGUCCACUGCCGCCGCUGGCCUAUACCAAGAAGAGGACCUUCAUCUCCAACUCCCGUCCCUCGAUGUCAAGCCUACUGGCAAAGCUCUCUUGAUAUGGGGCGGGGCGUCCAGUGUAGGCAGUUGUGCCAUUCAACUGGCGAAAUCAUCAGGCUACGAUGUUGUGACCACUGCCAGUCCUCAACACCAUGAAAAAUGUCUUCGCCUUGGUGCGUCCAAAGUAUUCGAUUAUCGGAGCGACUCAGUGAGAAUUGAAGUCAUCCAGGCUCUGAGUGACACGCACAUUGUCGGUGUUUUUGAUUCUAUAUCCAAGCAACCAACCGUGCAGGUGUGCGUGGACAUUGUGCAUGCCUUGAAUCAGAAGGUUAAAAUUAUUACGACAAAUCCAGUGCCAGAAAUGACGCUCCAGGGCGUUGAGGUGAAAGCUGUGCUAGCCGGAACCAUCAUCGAGAACAAGGUUUGCAAAGCCAUUUACCGAGACUUUUUGCCCGAGGCAUUAGAGAAAAAGGUUUUCCAACCCGCUCCAGAGCCGCUGUUGGUUGGCCAUGGUUUGAAGUCAAUUCAACUGGCACUGGACAGAGUGCGAGAAGGCAUGAGUGCCCAGAAGGCUGUAGUAUCGUUGGAAUGA